Messenger RNA from Camelina sativa (false flax), 414 nucleotides. The record is from RefSeq and is a predicted model, not a curated record. Lineage: Eukaryota; Viridiplantae; Streptophyta; Magnoliopsida; Brassicales; Brassicaceae.
AUGGGGAAGUUCGUGAGAAUGGGUUGGGGUGAUAGUGCUGGGGAUGGUAUAGGAGUUCGAGGAGAUGAUGCUGGUGAUGGUAUAGGAGUUGGAGGUGGUGUAAGCGAUGACAUUGGAGUUGGACGUGAAAUUAGCGGAGGAGGUGGUACAGGCGGUAAUGGUGGUGACGGAGGUUCAGGUGGUGGAAGUGGGGGUGGUGGGGAAGGAGGAGCUGGCGGCGGUAGUGCUGGUGGUAAUGGAGGCAAUGGUGGUGGAGGAGGUCGUGGUGGCGGUGGUGGUGGACGUGGUGGCCGUGGAGGUGGACGUGGUGGCGGUGGUGGCGGUGAAGGUGGAGAGGGAGGUGUAGGUGGUGGUGGCGGUGGGGGAGGACGCCGUGGUGGACAUGGUCGUAGGAGCCGGAGGAAAAACCGGUAG